UUGUUCUUUUUUUUGACAGGUGGAUUUACACAUUUUUUCCAUGAGAUGUCACUGAUUGUUUCCGAUUUUGUUCCCCGCAGGGUUUACUUCCGGUCACCAGUGUAACGAACUUCUAAAGAGGCAAUCAUGGCUGAACAAACAUGGGAGGAAAAAUACAAUCUCAUCACGAGGAAUUUGGCCGAAUGGUUGGGCGACGAUAAAAUGAAGACGAUUUUGAAGGAACGUGAUUUGAAGGUUUAUUGGGGAACGGCGACAACUGGAAAGCCGCACAUCGGCUAUUUUACUCCGAUGUCGAAAAUUGCCGACUUUCUGAGAGCCGGCGUUGAAGUGACAAUUUUAUUCGCCGAUCUUCAUGCCUAUCUCGACAAUAUGAAAGCGCCUUGGGAUUUAUUGCAACUCCGAACUCAAUAUUACGAGGCUGUCAUUAAAUCAAUGUUAAAAUCAAUUAACGUUCCCCUCGAUAAAUUGAAAUUUGUCAAGGGCACCGAUUAUCAAUUGUCAAAAGAAUAUACUUUGGAUGUUUAUCGAUUGAGUUCGAUUGUGACGGAGCAUGAUGCGAAGAAAGCCGGUGCUGAGGUCGUUAAACAAAUUGCAAAUCCUCUUCUGUCUGGUCUAUUGUAUCCCGGACUGCAAGCAUUGGACGAGGAAUAUUUAAAGUGCGAUGCACAAUUCGGCGGUGUUGAUCAGAGGAAAAUUUUCACCUUUUCCGAAAAGUAUUUGCCAUCAUUGGGUUAUGAGAAGAGAAUUCAUUUGAUGAAUCCAAUGAUUCCUGGAUUGGCCGGUGCAAAAAUGUCAUCGUCAGAGGACGAUUCGAAAAUUGAUCUCCUCGACAAUGCUGCAGCUAUAAAGAAGAAAUUGAAGAAAGCAUUUUGCGAGCCGGGAAAUAUUAUUGACAAUGGACUUUUGUCCUUCUCAAAAUACGUUUUAUUUUCAUUAUUUAAGGACGGAGAGUCGUUUCAUAUUCCAAGGACUGAAGAAUUUGGCGGCGACGUGAAUUUUGCAACGUACGAAGAACUUGAAGCGGCAUUCAAGAAGGAAGCAAUUCAUCCCGGUGAUUUGAAGAGCGCCGUGGAAAUUUACAUAAAUAAACUUUUGGAUCCAAUUAGAAAGGAUUUUGCAAGCGAUCCAAAAUUGAAGGCUUUGAGUAAUAAGGCCUAUGCAGCUCCACAAAAACCAAAACCAGUGGACGAAGUUGUUCCCUCGAGAUUGGACAUAAGAGUGGGAAAAAUUGUGGAGAUCGAGAGACAUCCAGACGCCGAUUCUCUGUACGUGGAGAAAAUUGACGUUGGCGAUGCAACUGGUCCAAGAACAAUUGUCAGUGGUCUUGUUAAUUUUGUGCCCAUUGAGGAAAUGAAGGACAGAAUGGUCGUUGUUCUUGCUAAUUUGAAACCCGCCAAUCUUCGCGGUAUUUCAUCUCACGGAAUGGUCCUCUGCGCUUCUGUCGAUGAACCAACACGAGCAGUGGAACCAUUGAGACCGCCAGCGAAUAGUGCACCAGGUGAAAGAAUUGUAAUCGAGGGCCACGAGAGUGGAAAUCCCGACGAGGUUCUCAAUCCAAAGAAGAAGGUUUGGGAAAAAUUACAAGCCGAUUUAGUCGUGAAUGGCAAUGGCGAGGCAAGCUGGAGUGGAAAUCCCCUGCUGACCACAACAUCUUCGGGAAAAAUCACUGCCGAUAGUUUAAAAAAUGUUCCAAUCAAGUAAAUCCCAAUAAAUUUAUACUCAAUCUUCUAA
Molecule: messenger RNA, 1731 nt
Organism: Leptopilina heterotoma
Lineage: Eukaryota; Metazoa; Arthropoda; Insecta; Hymenoptera; Figitidae
Gene: TyrRS
Product: tyrosine--tRNA ligase, cytoplasmic
Exons: 7
Coding region: 127-1701 (524 amino acids)
Biological process (GO): tyrosyl-tRNA aminoacylation
Molecular function (GO): tyrosine-tRNA ligase activity; tRNA binding; ATP binding
Source: RefSeq, a predicted model, not a curated record